AUGGCUGUAGAUGGAUAUGACAAGAAGAGUAACCCCACUCACUCCCGAGUCGUCUCCGACUCCAGAACCACCCCAGUAGAAGCAAGGACAGUUCCAGGUCCUUCCAUAAAUAUUACCCCAGUAACUCCCCCUGCAAUCUUUGCAAAUAUAUCUCAACUUCGUGAUGCAGCAAAACGACUUCCAUCCUCCACCCCUGGAGGGAGUCCAGGUUCAGUUUUUGGACAAUACAGCAUCAUGUUGAUCGUGCAUGCCUUAUCAUUAUAUGCAAUGCCCGCAGAUGCAUGGGAGGGGGAAAUUAAUCCAUGGCUUGACCAGCACUUCGGAGUUUGGGCUAUGGGAUGGCCAGGGGCUAUUCAGAAGUUGGCAAAUCAGAUUUGGGUCGGUGCUCACAGCCUCAAUGGCUUUAUAGAAAUUCUCCAGUGGCUAGUAGGCAAUGGCUACACCAUGGACGCUGUAACAGGUCUAUCCAACUAG
Molecule: messenger RNA, 474 nt
Organism: Cantharellus anzutake
Lineage: Eukaryota; Fungi; Basidiomycota; Agaricomycetes; Cantharellales; Hydnaceae
Exons: 1
Coding region: 1-474 (157 amino acids)
Source: RefSeq, a predicted model, not a curated record